Haemonchus placei is the source of this 318-nucleotide messenger RNA. The record is from the annotation of a GenBank genome assembly. Lineage: Eukaryota; Metazoa; Nematoda; Chromadorea; Rhabditida; Trichostrongylidae.
AUGGAUCAACUUCGUUCGACGUCUGUCGUGAGGCGAUCUGAACGAGGAUCAGAAGUUGACUCCGUUCUUCUUAUCGUGGACGGCCAUUUUGUCAAGAGAAUUCGAUAUGCUCGUGUUGUAGCUGUGAAUCUCGGACAAUUAGCGGAACCGGGACUGGUUCGCCGCGAAAGUGUCUCGAUAGUUUUGGCUCGCACCUCGUCACUAAGACAUCUUCGGCGGCCAUCAUCGAAACCGAAGCCGUACCAGGAAGGAUUCAUCCGGGAAAAAACUGCUGGACCAGUACGAAUCAAUCCAAAAAAGUGCCUCUCCGGUGGAUAG